AUGCAUUUUAAAUCUUACGUGACCGCUGCCCUGUAUGGGUUGCCCGCCCUUGCUCAGGCUGUCCCGUCGCCUUCUUCGCGCGGCUCGGCUUCCUCGCCAUCGGCUGCUAGCUCCAGUGACCACUUCAAGAGCUACACCAUCAAGGCUGAGAACAUCACCGCCAAGCUUAUUCCCUACGGCGCGCGUCUCACCUCCUUGACCGUCCCCGAUCGAGAUGGCAAGGUCCAGGAUGUGGUUGUUGGCUAUGAUGACCCCAUCGAGUACCUGCACGAUAGUGAGACCAAUCGCACCUUCUUCGGCGCAGUUGUAGGUCGCUAUGCCAAUCGCAUCAAAAACGGUACCUUCACCGUCGAUGACAAGACCUACCACGUUCCUGAGAAUGAGAACGAUGGUGUCGACACCCUUCACGGUGGCUUCACUGGCUACGACAUGCGCAAUUGGACGGUCACCGCCCACAGUGAGUCUGCCAUCACCUUCAGCUUGCUCGAUCGAGGCUUUGAGAACUUCCCCGGCGAUGUCAUCACUCAUGCCACUUUCAGUGUCUCCACUGAGACCACCCCGGAGAACCCCAAGGGUCUUCCCCAGCUGACUACCAAGCUGGUUGCUCUCGCUCUGACUGAGAAGACUCCUAUCAUGCUGGCCAACCACAUCUACUGGAACUUGAACGCAUUCAAGGAAAAGAAUGUCCUAGAGGACACCCUGCAGCUGCCUCUCUCCAAGCGCUACAUCGCCGGAGACAGCAUUCUCAUCCCCAACGGCACCAUCUCUGAUGUCGACAACACCUACGCGGGAUCAUUGGACUUCACCACCCCCAAGACAAUUGGCAAGGACAUCAAGAAAACCACCGGCCUCUGCGGUGCCGGCUGCACCGGCUACGACACUUGCUUCUUGGUCGACCGUCCCACCUCAAACGCCCCUGACUCCAUGAUCACUGCCCUCCGUGCUUCAUCCGACAGCACCGGUAUUAGCCUCGAGGUCGCCACCAACCAGGCUGCCAUCCAGAUCUACACUUGCAGCGGCCAGAACGGCAGCAUCGCCACCAAGAAGUCCCAGGCUAAGCGCAACAAGGCUGAUGGUGGUGACGCCGGCGCUACCCACGUCAACAAGUACGGCUGCUUCGUUAUCGAGACCGAGGACUGGAUUGAUGGCAUUAACAACCCUGAGUGGGGCCGUGUUCCUUACCAGGUUGCUGGCCCUGACGAUGGGCCUGUCAUCAACUGGGCUACUUACCAGUUCGGUACAAUCUAA
Messenger RNA from Penicillium antarcticum, 1248 nucleotides. RefSeq names its product aldose epimerase family protein. Gene Ontology annotation, biological process: beta-D-galactose catabolic process via UDP-galactose, Leloir pathway; glucose metabolic process. The coding region runs from base 1 to 1248 and encodes 415 amino acids. The record is from RefSeq and is a predicted model, not a curated record. Gene Ontology annotation, molecular function: aldose 1-epimerase activity; carbohydrate binding. NCBI's taxonomy places the organism in Eukaryota, Fungi, Ascomycota, Eurotiomycetes, Eurotiales, Aspergillaceae. The transcript has a single exon.